AUGCCUUGGAAACCUCCACCUAAUACAGGGCUCGCUCACCUCCUCCAACAGAGAUUCGAGCUCUUUGGCGAUCAAGUAGCGGUCGAACAAGGGAACCGCGUUGUGACUUUUCAGGAGCUGUAUCUCAGCGCGGUGAGAGGGGCACAUAAGAUUCAGAGGCAGAUCGAUACGAAUGUGCGAGAGCGACCGAAGAGAUCUAUACCGAUUCCGAUUCUUGCGGCUCGAGGGAUAGACCAUAUUAUCUGUCAAAUAGCAGCGGUUUUUGCUGGCGGCAGCUGUGUUCCGCUGGAUGUUGACCUUCCUGAAGAGCGCCUGGUGGAACUCAUCAACAACCUUGGAGAAGAUUCGCUGCUGUUAGCAGAUUAUCAGAACCGGAACCGCUGUCUAUCUACGCGUAUCCCGCGCAUCGUGAUUGACUUCUCCUCGCAGCAGGUUGUUGACCGAGAAGUCGAACACGAACAGCUACAAGUUGCCACAAAUGGUCCGGCCUCGUGUUCCCACAUUUAUCACACAUCCGGGUCAACGGGGAUGCCCAAGGCCGUUCAGGUUCUGGCUCGGGGGCUAAUUAAUCUCACGUUCAACGAGUUCCAGCCACUGCGACGAGGCCAACGGCUUGGGCAUGUCUGCAACAUUGGGUUCGACGUGUCAAUGUGGGAGAUAUGGGCUGGAAUCUUGCACGGCGCAACGAUAGUGGUCUUUGAGAGAGACGAGAUCCUAGAUGCGUUCCUCAUGCAGCAGAAGCUCCGCGAGGCUAGGGUAGAUGUCAUCUGGCAGACGACUUCGCUACUUGGGACAAUUGCGCAUAUUUGUCCGGCGGCCUAUGCGACAGUCGACACGCUUCUCACUGGAGGUGAAGCAAUCAAUCUGCAGACGAUCAAGAGGAUAUUCGAUCACGGUCCACCUCGAAGACUAUACAAUGCGUACGGCCCUACUGAGUUGUCCGUCUUUUCGACGUAUCAUCUUGUUUCUGAAGCAGAUGUUGCAGGGGGCGUUAUCCCAAUUGGAAGACCACUUAGCGGGUACUAUGCUUUCGUUGUCGAUUCAGACCUCCAGGCAAUUCCUGAUGGCGAGAUUGGUGAGCUUGUGGUCGGAGGCCUGGGCGUUGCUGCUGGGUAUCUUGGUAACCCUGAGCGGACUGCCAAGGUGUUUGUAAACGCAUCACAUUUGGGCAUUCCAGGCAACGGAAUCGUUUAUAGAACAGGAGAUCUGGUCAGGAAAAACGGCGAGCAACUGGAGUACCUUGGGCGACGGGACAACGAGGUCAAGAUCCGCGGGCAGAGAGUCGAACUCGAGGCUGUCGAGCGCUGUCUGCUGGAGACCCAGCUGGUAUCGCUGGCAGUGGCACUCAAAGUUUCGGAACCAUGGACUGGUGGAGGUUCAGGCGCACCUUCGUCGCUACUGGCAGCUUACGUUGUGCCUCUGUCAGGUGGAAUUGACGCGAAGUCUAUAUCUCGCGCCUACAGAGAGCGCGUGCCGCACCUCAUGGUUCCUCAUCUAAAGACGGUAGACAGCAUCUCCCUUACAGGGAGUGGGAAGAUUGACCGGAAGAAGCUAGCUCACGACUUUGAGAGUGAGCUGCAGAGCACAAAGCUGAGUACCAAUGGUUUUAGUUGCAGGAAUUUACAGCCUCAGCUGAAGGAUGUGGGAGACCGUGUGCGGCACGCAUGGGCACACAUCCUGGGCCAUACCCCUGCCAGCCUCUCCAUGCAGGAUGACUUUUUCUCACUCGGAGGGACGUCUCUUCAUGCGGUGCACUUGCUCAAUAACCUCAAUACAUCCAUGGGUCUCUCGCUCAGGGCCGCUACAGUGUUUGAGAACCCGACGCUGGAAGGCAUGUCUGAGGCAGUGAGCAGACUGCUGCACAAUACACCUGCAGCAUCGACAAGCGUGACAAGCAAGAUCCCCCUAUGGAUCCAGGAUAUGCGUCUCGGCAAAGGCCUCCAACGCAAUGCGGGAACACCUCCAAGCUGGCAAGACGAGUCCGAGGGGCGCGUUUUCCUCACAGGGGCAACUGGCUUCGUAGGGGCAAUGCUCCUGGCUCAGCUGCUAGCACAUCCACGAGUAAAAGCAGUUGCCUGCCUAAUACGCGCUAAAGAUGAGAGCCAUGCUCGUGACCGCAUCCGAGACACCCUCAGCAAGUAUAACCUGGCCCUAUAUCCACACGAGGAGGCCAAGAUCGAGGCCGUUGCUGGUGACUUAUCCCAGCCCAACCUCGGCUUUGAGGAAGAGCAAUAUCAGCAUUACGCGCAAUGGUCUAGUGUUGUCUUCCACCUAGCAGCACACGUCAACUACAUAGAGCCAUACUCCACCCACCGUGCGGCAAAUGUGACUGGGACUCUGAAUGCCAUCCUCUUCUCCCAAGCCCAUCGGACCAAAUCAUUACACUAUACAUCAAGUAUCAGCGCGUACGGUCCAACGGGCUUCGUGACGGGAACCCGCUACUUGGCGGAGGACGAGCGGCCGCAAGACCAUAUGCUUGCCCUUGAAUUCGACACUGGGUAUGCGCAAAGCAAGUUUACAGCCGAAACGAUCGUCUGGAACGCGAUAGAUGCCGGACUGCCGAUCGCCAUAUACCGGCUAGGGACGGUUCUAGGGUACACUAGUGGCAAGGGGCCGAUGCACGCGAACCCGGCCGAUUUCCUUACUCGUCUAGUAAAGACUUGCAUCCAGCAGGGAGUCUAUCCAUGCCUGUCCGAUCACAAAGAUAGCAUCGUCCCCGUUAAUUUCGUUGUUUCGAGUCUAAUGCAUAUAUCAUCCAGAACUGCGAGCCUGCAUCGUGCCUACAAUGUUGUGCAUCCUCAUCAAUGCACCUUGGAUUUCUCAGCCGUAUUCCAGUCCAUCAGCAACCAUUUAGGCACUGAUUGCCUACGCGAAGUCCCUUAUAGGGAGUGGAUAGAAGUAACAUCCAUUGCCUCAGAUAAUCCUCUGACUUCGCUUCUGCCAAUGCUGAGCGAGCCAGUUAGGGACGGUCUCUCGCGGUGGGAGAUGCAGCGUUCGGCGCCAAAAUUCUUAACUGAGAAUCUUCACCAAGCGCUAGCUGACGUCCCAGAGAUUCUAUCCUGCCCGCCGCCCAGUGCUCUGCUUGAUGCAUACAUUUCAUGCUGGAUUCACGACGCAACUGCCCAAGAAGGAACACCAACUAGUUUUCACUGGACGGAGGGUGAGAAAUCAUUGAAGAACCAAGCAGCCAAAGAGAUUAAUAGUUUCGUGCAGAAUAGGUGUAUUCUCGGAUAG
Aspergillus nidulans FGSC A4 is the source of this 3234-nucleotide messenger RNA. RefSeq lists its product as uncharacterized. The coding region runs from base 1 to 3234 and encodes 1077 amino acids. Lineage: Eukaryota; Fungi; Ascomycota; Eurotiomycetes; Eurotiales; Aspergillaceae. Gene Ontology annotation, molecular function: phosphopantetheine binding. The transcript has a single exon. The record is from RefSeq and is a predicted model, not a curated record.